AUGAUUUCAACUGCUAAUCCUGCGACCAGUUACAUCCGUGGCGUUGCUUAUCAGGAAGACUACAAUGCUGGAGGAGCCGAUGGUACUGGUCAGUCAAACGGUGUCCAUUACACUGAUCCUCUGGCGGAUGGUUCGCACUGCGAUCGCGACAUCCCCUACCUCCAACAACUUCGGACCAAUGUCAUACGGACUUACGCUGUUGACCCGACUAAAGGCCACGAUACUUGUAUGAAGAAAUUGGCCGAUGCAGGAAUUUAUGUUAUUGCCGAUCUCUCGUCUCCUCGAUUGUCGAUUGUCUCCAACUCCCCAUCUUGGACCGUUGAGCUGUACGAUCGAUACACUGCCGUGAUUGAUGCCUUCCACCAGUAUGACAAUGUCAUUGGGUUCUUUGCCGGCAACGAGGUUGUGGACAAAGUAAAUCAGACAAUGGGCUCGGCAUUUGUCAAAGCAGCGGUGCGCGACAUGAAAGCUUAUAUCAAAGCGAAGGGAUACAGGAAGUCAUUGGGCUUUGGUUACGCAACUACCGAUCAGCCAGAUUUUCGUAAUGCUCUGACCGACUACCUCAGCUGUGGAGACCAGUCUGCCUCGAUUGACUUCUUCGGUUACAAUAUCUAUGAGUGGUGUGGAGACAACACGUUCCAGGGCUCCGGUUACAAAAACCUCACCGAGCAGUACAAGGAUUACCCACUCCCGGUAUUCUUCUCUGAAUAUGGAUGCAAUACGAUCAGACCUCGCAAGUUUGGUGACGUCUCUGCGAUAUUCGGACCAGACAUGGAAAAUGUUUGGAGCGGUGGCAUUGUCUACAUGUACUUUCAAACUGCCAACAACUAUGGGCUCGUCUCUGUCGACGGUGACUCUGUCAGUACUCAGCAAGACUUCAACUAUUAUUCAAAGGCAAUGGAAAGUGCCACUCCCAGCGGUGUCAACAGCGGCAGCUACACACCCACAAACUCCCCGUGGGCCUGUCCUACUGUUGAUGAAAAGUGGUUGGCAAAGCCAAGUCCCCUACCACCUUCUCCGAACAAAGAAUUGUGUUCCUGCAUGGUGAGCAGUCUUUCGUGUGUAGCCAGUCAAUCUCUGCAUGCAGACCAAUACGGUGAUUUGUUUGGUACAGUCUGUGGAAGUGACAAGAGUGCCUGUGAUGGAAUUUCCCAGAACGCAACCGCAGGCCAGUAUGGUGCUUACGGUAUAUGUGCCAACAAGGACAAACUUUCCUACGUCUUUGACCGCUACUACCAGGGGCAAAAGAAGGAACAGUCGGCCUGCGAUUUCAAAGGGGCAGCGUCAAUUCAGUCUGCCAGGGAUCUAUCUGGAAGCUGCAAGUCGCUUCUCAGCCAGGCUGGUGUAUCUGGCACAGGGCAUGUUCCGGCAGUCACAGCAUCCCCAUCCAAGGGAGAAUGUGCAUAUCAGAAGAAACUAUUGGGUGAUCAUCUCGAGAUCCUCUUGCUUUGGUUUGUAGGUCCGUUCCUCAUUCAAGGAUUCCUUUGUCACUUCACCAUAUUGGGAAGGUACUUGAACUAG
Penicillium coprophilum is the source of this 1521-nucleotide messenger RNA. RefSeq names its product glycoside hydrolase family 72 protein. NCBI's taxonomy places the organism in Eukaryota, Fungi, Ascomycota, Eurotiomycetes, Eurotiales, Aspergillaceae. Gene Ontology annotation, biological process: fungal-type cell wall (1->3)-beta-D-glucan biosynthetic process. Bases 1 to 1521 code for a protein of 506 amino acids. The record is from RefSeq and is a predicted model, not a curated record. Gene Ontology annotation, cellular component: cytoplasm; fungal-type cell wall. Gene Ontology annotation, molecular function: 1,3-beta-glucanosyltransferase activity. The transcript has 2 exons.